UAAUGAAUUUCUUGGUUCAGUUCGGAUGAGACCAGAAAUUAUUCAGUACAAAUUCUCGACUUGGCCCAAGCUGUCCUCUUUCACCCCUUUUAAAAUAUGACUCAAGGUGUGCCACCAGCCAGUAGCCAAUCACAGGACAGAACCAGGAGAUCAGCGUCGUCACAAAACAGAGGGCCAGGCACUGCACGUGGCAAUGUCGGAACCACCGGCUCCACCCCCGGAAGCUCGACCGGAGGAAGUCAAGGGUCAACCGGGCCGUUGAUGGUGGGACCGAAUUAUAGAGUGGGAAAGAAAAUAGGCUGUGGUAAUUUUGGCGAGCUGAGAAUAGGCAUGAAUAUGUACACGAAAGAGAUAGUUGCAAUAAAGUUGGAGCCGAUGAAGUCUAGAGCGCCUCAGCUUCAUUUGGAAUACAGGUACUACAAACAACUUGGGAUCCACGAAGGAGUGCCACAGGUGUUUUAUUUCGGACCCUGCAACAAGUACAACGCAAUGGUGCUAGAACUGCUGGGCAAGUCGCUGGAGGAUCUGUUUGACCUCUGUCAUCGAAGGUUCUCUCUCAAAACAGUCAUAAUGAUUGCAAUCCAGUUAAUUUCCAGAAUACAGUAUCUCCAUGAGAAACAUCUAAUCUACCGCGACAUAAAGCCAGAGAACUUUUUGAUCGGCCGCAAAAGCACCCAGAAGGAAAACUUGAUUCACAUAAUAGACUUCGGUCUGGCCAAAGAGUACAUUGAUCCGGAGACCAACAAACAUAUUCCCUACAGAGAGCACAAGAGUCUCACGGGAACAGCUAGAUACAUGAGUAUCAAUACACACUUGGGAAAGGAGCAAAGUCGUCGCGAUGACUUGGAAGCGUUAGGUCAUAUGUUGCUGUAUUUUCUUCGAGGAUCUUUACCCUGGCAAGGAUUGAAAGCAGAGACACUUAAGGAACGCUACCAUAAAAUCGGAGAGACGAAGCGAAACACUCCCAUUGAUGUCCUGUGCGAAAAUCAAUGCGAGGAGUUUGCGACUUAUUUGAGGUACGUUAGAAAGUUGGACUUCUUCGAGACUCCGGACUACCAGUAUUUGAUCAAACUGUUCCAAGGCUUGUACAAGCGCCAGGGAUACGAAGAUGACUCUGUUUUCGACUGGAGCGAGAUUCCGAUUCCUUCGCCAUCAGCGUCCAUGGAAAGCAUCUCUGGAAUGAUUAUUCCUCAAGGAGCUAGAGAGCGUCACAAUUCACAGUGGCAAAAACCUUCAUCCGGGGCUCAGAAUGCAGGCGGCACUGGUCAAUUAGGGGUGCAUAAUAGACCCUCAUGGGGAGGGGGAGGUCACACGGAUGUUUCGGGUGGGGGAAGACAUAGUACGGGAGACGGAGGAAAUCUGACAUCGCCGGAACGACAUGACUCAGCGACUGUGAACAAUCCUUCCACAAAUCCGAAUUUAGACUACACCGGCUCGGAAAUCAACUGCUGUCUGUUCAAAAUACGAAAGAAAAAGAGCAAACGAAACAGAGGAGCGACCAACUCCCCAGCUCGACGAACAUGAUGAACAAACUCGCAAUGAAAGUGGACAAACAAACAAGUUCAUCGGUGGUAUUUAGUUCACGCUUUUGGACGACGGCAAGAACGAACUUUCUAGAACUUUUCAACGCUCCCUAUCUAACUUAGUUGCCACUUCUUCUUUCUAGUUUUGAGUUGGCAGAAAUGACGUCAACGUUUUGCGCGCCACUAUCUGUCUGUUUAUUAUGCAUCAUACACACCUGCAAUGCAAUACUCAAUAGAUAUCAUUAGUAUUCGUCAAA
This is a messenger RNA of Symsagittifera roscoffensis, 1780 nucleotides long. Its product is annotated as casein kinase I-like. The transcript has a single exon. Gene Ontology annotation, cellular component: plasma membrane; nucleus; cytoplasm. Gene Ontology annotation, molecular function: ATP binding; protein serine/threonine kinase activity. The record is from RefSeq and is a predicted model, not a curated record. NCBI's taxonomy places the organism in Eukaryota, Metazoa, Xenacoelomorpha, Acoela, Convolutidae. Gene Ontology annotation, biological process: endocytosis; positive regulation of canonical Wnt signaling pathway; signal transduction. The coding region runs from base 97 to 1524 and encodes 475 amino acids.